AAUACCACGUGUCAUGUCUAUAGUUUAGUUGAUGCAUUACACUAUAUUAAAAAGACAAAUCAAGCUCUCUUUCCGUAUGUAAACUUAAUAAUGGCGGUGGGAAAAAAUAAAGGGCUUUCCAAAGGAGGCAAAAAGGGAGUUAAAAAGAAAAUUGUAGAUCCUUUUACUCGCAAAGAUUGGUAUGAUGUCAAGGCACCGUCUAUGUUUACUACUCGCCAAAUUGGCAAAACUCUUGUGAAUAGAACUCAAGGAACGAAAAUCGCCUCCGAAGGUUUAAAAUACCGUGUCUUCGAAGUUUCUCUUGCUGACCUUCAAAAUGAUCAAGAUGCAGAGAGAUCUUUCCGAAAAUUCAGACUUAUUGCUGAAGAUGUACAAGGACGUUCAGUUCUUACCAAUUUUCACGGUAUGGACUUGACUACAGACAAGCUUCGGUCUAUGGUGAAGAAAUGGCAAACAUUAAUAGAAGCCAAUGUUGAUGUCAAAACUACUGAUGGAUAUUUACUUCGAGUAUUUUGCAUUGGUUUUACUAACAAAGACCAAAUGAGUCAAAGGAAGACAUGCUAUGCUCAACAUGCACAGGUCCGUAAUAUUAGAAGAAAAAUGGUAUCAACCAUCACAGAUGAUAUUUCCAAGAGCGAUCUAAAAGGUGUGGUAAGCAAAUUGCUUCCUGAUGCAAUUGCAAAAGAUAUCGAAAAAGCUUGUCAAGGCAUCUAUCCUCUUCACGAUGUCUACAUUCGAAAAGUGAAGGUUUUGAAGAAACCACGAUUCGAAUUGAGUAAAUUGCUUGAGCUGCACGGCGAUGGUGGUGGUGGUAAAAGCAGUGAGCCUGGUGAAACCGGCUCCAAGGUAGACAGACCUGAAGGUUAUGAACCACCAGUGCAAGAGUCUGUUUAAGAACUAUUUAGAAAAAAGAUACUUUGUAAAAUAAAAUAAAAAUAAUAAAAAAAUAAACAAUGAAAAAAAAAAAAAAUUAAACAAACAAAA
This is a messenger RNA of Chelonus insularis, 984 nucleotides long. Its product is annotated as 40S ribosomal protein S3a. Gene Ontology annotation, molecular function: structural constituent of ribosome. Gene Ontology annotation, cellular component: ribosome; cytosol. Gene Ontology annotation, biological process: translation. The record is from RefSeq and is a predicted model, not a curated record. The transcript has 4 exons. Lineage: Eukaryota; Metazoa; Arthropoda; Insecta; Hymenoptera; Braconidae. Bases 91 to 894 code for a protein of 267 amino acids.